CCGCGGCCCGUGUGGCUGCUGCUCUUGAUGGGGACGCGCCUGGCGCCCGCCGUCUCCAGCGGGACUGCGCGUCUGCGUCGAGAGGGGCGGCUCCUUCCCCUUCCUCCUCCUCCUCCUCACGGGAAACCGGCUGCCUUCUCCCGGUGAGCGCCGGGGGCUGCGGGACGGGCGCCGCGAGCCCUGCUGGUGGAGUUGGGGGCGGCGGCCGCCCGGCGCCGGAGCCGCCUCCCUGCCCCCCGCCGUCGGUCGCAGGCAGGAGGCGCUCGGCGGAGCGGAUGGCCAGCGCCUGAGCGGCAGGGCGGAGGGGCUCGGCGUGCCGCCGCCGCCGCCGCCUGGAUCGCCCGCCGCCGGAGCGGGCGAGCUGCGCGCCUUGCGGUCUCUCCUCCGGGGCGCGGUGAGCCCGGCCUCCCGGCCCUGGAGAGCCGCGCUGCUGCCCGCGCCUGGCUUCAAUGCACCACCCUGACUCAGCUGCAGACGCGCGGGCGAAGAAGAUGGCGCACCCGGCGAUGCUGCCUCGGAGGGGCGGCAGCAGCGGCGGCGGCGGCGGCACGGCGGGCAGCGUCGGAGGCGGCAGCGCCGGCGCCAGCUCGGAAGAGUACCCGCCUGCCCUGCUGGUCCAGCCGCCGCCGCCUUCCCCCGCUGCCGCCGCCGCCCCCGCCGCAUCUUCCUCCGCGCCCGGCCCGCCGCCGCCCCCCCCACCGCAGAGCCUGGCCCUCCUCUCGCAGCCGCCGCCCCUCGGCCAAGCGGGCGCCCAGCUCAAGAAGAAGAGCGGCUUCCAGAUCACCAGCGUGACCCCGGCCCAGAUUUCUGCCAGCCUGAGCUCCAACAACAGCAUCGCGGAGGACACGGAGAGCUACGACGACCUGGACGAGUCGCACACCGAGGACUUCUCCUCCUCCGAGAUCCUGGACGUCUCCCUGUCCAGGGCCACUGACCUGGGGGAGCCCGAGCGGAGCUCCUCGGAGGAGACGCUGAACAACUUCCACGAGGCAGAGAGCCCGGGCGCCGUCUCCCCCAACCAGCCCCGGCUGGGCCAGCCGCCCAGAGCCCUGACCAACGGGAGCAUCCACCCUCCUCAUGGACACCCCUUCGCCCACCCCGCCCACGGGCACCCCCAGGCUGCCUCCCACACCGGGGCUGCGGGGCUGCCGAUUUCGGGGGGCUCUCCAUCCAGCCCGUCCUUCCGAAGGCUGCCCGGGGCUGGAAGCUUGGAGGGCGCUGGUCCUGGCCUUGCAGCAGCGCCCUCCUCCCCCGUGGGCACCAUUGCAGCUGCCCCCGUGGCCCACCUCCGCCCUGGUGGCCCCCCUGGGGUCACUUCUGCCGGUGGAGCCUGCGCCAGCAGUGUGGCAGGGGGGGCGAGUGGCCGAGCACGCCCGCUGAGCAAGAACCUGGGCAACCUCGCAAGUGCCGGGAAUGGAAUGGCUGUGCCCGGAGGGAGCCACCCUGGGAAUGUGGCGCUCUCCGGCGGGAUUGGCAAUGGCGCCAGCGCUUCCUUGAAUGCCGCCGGAAGCUCUGGUCAUACAGUUGCAGGGGCAGCAGCGGUGGCUUCGGGCCACCUGCAGCCUGUGGGCGGCACAUCAAGGUUUCGAGUCGUGAAAUUAGAUUCCACUUCGGAGCCGUUUAAGAAAGGGCGAUGGACGUGCACAGAGUUCUACGACAAGGAUAACCCUGGUCCGGUGGCCGAAGGAGCUGCUGUGGCCAAAACAGGAGACGUUCUCCUAGAAGUGACCUCGGAAAGGGAGACCACCAGUGGGAGUUCCGUCAGCAGCACCCUGAGCCACUAUACCGAGAGCGUGGGAAGUGGGGAGAUGGGGGCCCCUUCUGGGGCGCAGCAGCAGGCAUUUCAAGCUGUAGGGCCUCAGCAGAUGGACUUCAGCGGUGCUGGUGCAGGGUCAGCACCAGGUCUACCCCAGAGUGUUUCUCAGUCCCAGCUCUCGCAGGUCCCGCUUCAUCCUCAAGAUGUCAGCUACCCUCCGCAGAAGGUUCCUCCUCCGGUGAACGUAGUUGGUGGCCAUCAACCAGCUCUGGCAUCGCAACAGCUGCCGUUCACCCCGCCAGCCCAACCGGUCCCAGCUGUUCCAGUUGCUCCACAGCCACCACAGUUACCUUUUGGGCAGGGACAAGCUCAGCACGCAACAGCCCUGCCCCCAAUGUCUAUGCAGAUGGCUCCAGGGCAUGUGAAGCCAGUAACCCAAGCCCCAGUGCCAGAUUACACCCAGCAGCCACAGCCGCAGAUGCUUCCAGCUUCGGCUUCUUCUCUGCAGCCUGGGACUGCGAUGUUGGGAACAGGGUCUACGGUGCCCAUCGUGCAGCCGCCAAAUAUGCAGCUUCCUGUCCAAGCACACAUCGCUGUGGCACCUUCUCAGCCUGUUGCUCAGGCCCAGCCCACCAUUCCAGCCGUGGGAGCGCCUGCUCCCGUGAUGAACGUUGGACAACAAGGAAGCGUAGCUCCUGUGGCCCAGCCACCACCAGUGGCAAAUCAGAUUGGUCCUUCGUUGAUGGCCCAGAGUGCUCCUGCUGCUGCUGCUGCUCCACCCUCCCAAGCAGCUCCCUCAGUUCCAGCAGGGAUCGUCCAUCCAGGGUCCCAAGGUGCGCUACCGGGCCUUUCUCAGCCUCUGGGUAUUGCACCCCAGAGUAGUUUGAUACCAAUGCAAGCCGGAGAUCCUCUGGUUCAAGGAAUGAGCCAACUGCCUCCUGUGAGCCCAGUACCUUCUGUUAGCACUACUCCUGUGCCGUGCCAUUCAGCUGCAAGCGGGCCCCCUGCGCCUAUGGGCCUGGCUCCUUCCAAGAACCUAGCACAGUCUUCAAGUAUGCAAAAUGGGAGCUUGGUCCAAAAUGUGUCUCAACCUGCCUUGAUUUCUACUAGCAUCAAUUUGCCCGGAGCCCCCAGCGUGCCACUGAACUCUUCCCAGUUCUCUGCGCAGUCCCUCGCUCAGUCAAUUACAACCCGAACUGAAGAUGCCAAGCGCCCUACGGAAUCCACCUUGGUUGGCUUAACCCAGCCUUCUGGCGGUGAAGGCAGUGUUGGAGCCCACUCAGCCCUGGCAGAUGGGAGCAUGGUCUCCUCCCUUUUCCCCCUGAAGGUACUUCCGCUGGCAUCUCUGGAUGGUGAGGAAGACAGCUCCUCCGGUGCCAGCGUCGUCGCGAUAGACAACAAAAUCGAGCAAGCCAUGGAUCUUGUGAAGAGCCAUUUGAUGUACGCAGUACGAGAAGAAGUGGAAGUUCUGAAGGAGCAGAUCAAAGAACUCAUUGAGAAGAAUAAUCAGCUGGAGCAGGAAAACAACCUGUUGAAAACUCUGGCCAGUCCAGAACAGCUGGCUCAGUUUCAGGCACAGUUGCAGACCAGUUCCUCCCCGGCGUCUUCCCAAACGCAGGGGACAAGCCUGCAGCCUUCCCAGUCUGCACCACAAGGCUCAGGACCUUCAGCGUAGUCCAGCAUUUCUUGGGUUUUGGCACUCUGGACUCUGCUGAGGCUGGACUGCAGAAAAUCCAGCAGUCUGCAUGCUGUCCCCCCAGUUAUGAAGACUCUUCUGCGCCCUGCACUCCUAGUCGCAAAACAUUUUCCUUUCCAGUAUUGAGCUGUUCGUGGGCAGCAGGGGAGUUGAAUUUUUCUUUUAGAUAUUUUUUAAGUUGGGGGAGGGAGGGUCUCACCACUGUUCAGGGAAUUAGCACAAAUGCACUGGGGACUUAAGCAGCUUCUGCAGCUGGCUGCUAAACGUAUGAGUUUGUGUGCCUGAGGCUUUUUUCCUUAAGAUCUUCCUUCCGUGUAGUGCCGUGAUGAAUGCAAGUGCUGUUGGGCCUGGAAAUGUGAAGAAAUUGGCUGGGGUGGUGGGAAUGAAGACCCAUUCUCUAGCGUUCCACCAGGAAGCCAAAGGAAUGAGGGAUCAGCAAGAGCUUUGGGGAAAGUGGAGGACAGCAAAGGGGGGCCUUUAGUGCCUGCAGUCUUAAAAAGCAGAUAAUGCACUCAUUUUCUGUAGCCAAGAAAGGUGCAAAAAUAAUCUAUUUCUAGGAGAGGAAUCGGUAGGUGAUGCUGUGACAUAGGAUCGUCAAAUGAAGGUUUGUUUGCUUAAUGUAUAUUUGUGUAUUUAGUGUAAUUACUUUGUAAAAUAGGAACUGUAACUACUCAUUACGUUGUACAGAGUGAAUUUAAAAGAAUGAACUGAACAAGUUUGGAUAGUGUUUUUAUUUUAUUUUAUUUUUGAUGCUACACGAAUAAGAUUUGCACCUAUACAGCUCUUCAGAAAUUGGCUGAUGCUGUUUACGUCAGUUCUAAAAGUUGCCUUGGAAAGUGAAUACGUUGAGGUCAAACGGUCCUUUGCAGUUCCAGUUCGUGCAGGAGGGAUUGGUUCACAAAAGCAGAAUCUAAAGUUAAUUUCUCACUUUUUUGAGGGGGCAUAUGAUCUGUAUAGUAGGAUGCAUAUGUUCUUGUGCAUGUUCUUGGAGAUUGAUUGGGAGAAAAAUGGUAAAAUGUCAGUAUAUUUAACUAUUGCACUUGUCAACUUCCAAUAAAGCAUACGAUGUUGAUAUAGAA
This is a messenger RNA of Candoia aspera, 4531 nucleotides long. It is a transcript of the gene TSC22D1, whose product is annotated as TSC22 domain family member 1. The transcript has 3 exons. Lineage: Eukaryota; Metazoa; Chordata; Lepidosauria; Squamata; Candoiidae. Bases 450 to 3431 code for a protein of 993 amino acids. Gene Ontology annotation, biological process: negative regulation of apoptotic process; positive regulation of cell population proliferation; regulation of transcription by RNA polymerase II. The record is from RefSeq and is a predicted model, not a curated record. Gene Ontology annotation, cellular component: cytosol; nucleus.